This is a messenger RNA of Nestor notabilis (Kea), 681 nucleotides long. It is a transcript of the gene SKA2, whose product is annotated as spindle and kinetochore associated complex subunit 2. Gene Ontology annotation, biological process: cell division; mitotic cell cycle; chromosome segregation. The record is from RefSeq and is a predicted model, not a curated record. The annotation marks the transcript as partial. The transcript is spliced from 6 exons. Lineage: Eukaryota; Metazoa; Chordata; Aves; Psittaciformes; Psittacidae. Gene Ontology annotation, molecular function: microtubule binding. Gene Ontology annotation, cellular component: outer kinetochore; spindle microtubule.
UUCCAGAAGGCAGAAUCUGACCUGGAUUAUAUUCAACACAGACUGGAGUUUGAAAUAUUGAAAAGUCUUCCUGAUGAUCUGGCACCAGAGGAAAAUCCAGUUGCUCUCUUGGAAGAACUCUCAGUGAUGAAAUCUCGUUACAAAAUGUUGCGUAUGCAGCUGAAAAAAGUUUUCAUAGAGCAGAGAGAAUCCAUGAACCGCAUCCGUGCUGCUCUGGAGAACACAAUGAAGAUGGUUCGGGUGUUACAGCACCAUGCUGGUAUUGAGUGCUUACCCCUGUCAGCAGAAGAACAGGCUGCAGUACAGCAGUUAACCUGCCAAACUGUUGAAGAAAUGGACUUGCUAGCGGAAGAGCCAUCUUAUUCGAGAUCUACAAGCCCUGGCCCAACUGAAGAAUCACAAUUCAAACCAUUGACUGAGGAAAUACUUCUGACUGUACCUAGAACUAUCAGAAGUAUUGUUAAGCUAGCAGACUUGAACAAUUCGUACAGGGAGUUAUUUAACUACUUCCCUGUAAACUCUUCCAGAGGAGCACUGAGUGUUUCACAGAUGAACAAGAUGAAUAUGAAAGCCACUGACUCAAGAAUACAAAUCUUGAAAGAACUGGCUAUUGUGGAACUUAGCAAACAAGGAAAUGUUAAAUUGGUUGUGCGAAUAAAAGCUUGGACCAUGUUCAUUUGA